GUCUGUAGGCACAAUUUAAUUCACUGCAUGUAAUGCGUGCAUGCACCUGUUUGUUUAAUGUGUGUGUGUACAGCCAUGGUUUCCACAGCAGACGCAGCUGUCCGACCCACUGGACUGCGUCUAUGUCACUGUGGCUCUAUUUCGGGCCGCUGUGUUGUUCAAAAGGUCAGAUAAAGUAGCCUAGGAAUCCUCACAAAGUAGAGGGUGGGGGUGUCUGGUGGAGGAGGCCAUCCACAAACCAACACACACAUCACAAACACGAGACAGUGCGGACAGAGAGGGGGAGAACAGGAGACAGGGACAGGACAGCGGCGAGAGGAAGAGUGUGAAGAGGAUUCAACCUUGACUGAAUGAAAACUUUCCAGGGACGUUAAAGGAUCUUUUAAGAGUCCUGGGGUGUAAGCUUGAAAAUCAUCUGAUCCAUUACAUAAAGAAACGUGUCUGAUCAUCAUGGAUGGAGAACCACCCAGCCAGGAGACAUCUGAGUCUACAGAAACGACUAAUCAGACUGAUACCAACAACAACAACAACCAGGCAGAUGAGCCUGGGCUAGAGAGGGAUAAAGACACAGGGUCAGAGCCCUCAGAAGGGGACACAGCAGAAGGUCAGGGGGCAACGGAUGACCCAGUACCACAACAGAGAGGUGGAGAUGAGGCCAACGCUGGAGACACGGGCAAGCCCCAGACAAUAUCAAAGCUUGAUGGAGGUGACACUGAAGAGGCUGGACGGGAUAAAGACAAAGCAUGUACGGAUGUGAAGGAUCCUGAACUGAUAAACAGAGAAAAAGCGCAGGGGGAGGCGGAACAAGACAAGAAAGGAGAGCAAGUGGAAGAGGCCGAGACUGGGAAAAACGGAGAUGAGGUAAAGGACGAAAACAAAGACGAAGAGAAGAGUAAAACUGGGGAAAAGGCAAAGAAAGAAGAGAAAAUUGUGUGUGGGAAAGCAGCAAAGGGGGCAGAGAAGAAAAAACAAGCCAAAGAAGCAGAUGUAAAGGGGGAAGAAAAAGAAAAGAUAAAGGAAGUAGAAAAGCAAGGAAAGGCCAAAAGAAAGAAUGGUCCUCCCUCCUCUUCUCUCUCCCGACCAAGGCCCUCUGCCCGCUCUGUUAGAGCAUCCACUAAAAACAACAUCAUUGCCAAGUUUGAACAAAGUGCACCAGAGACACGGAUAACCCGCAACUUCAAGGUUCAGAGGUCGUCUGCAGCUGUGGCCACAGGAGCUUCGAUUAAACAGAAGAUGCUUCAGUGGUGUCGCAGCAAAACCCGCAACUACGAGGGCGUCAACAUAGAAAACUUCUCAUCGUCCUGGUGCAAUGGGCUGGCUUUCUGUGCUCUGAUCCACCGUUUCUUUCCAGACGCUUUUGACUUCAGCUCCCUCAGUCCAGAGGAGAGGGAGAAAAACUUUACUCUGGCCUUCCAAACUGCAGAGUCCCUGGCUGACUGCUGCCCUCUGCUGGAAGUGUCUGACAUGCUCAUGAUGGGGAACCACCCGGACCCCAUGUGCGUGUUCACAUAUGUCCAGUCUCUCUGCCACAGCUUGUCCAAAAUAGAGAAAGAGAGGAAGGACAAAGAAAAGGAGGAAAAGGAGAAGUCUGGUAAUGAGGGAGAAGAGAAGGUUAAAGGCGAGGAUGAGGCAGGAGAGGUAUCGACGGAGAGGGGCGAGGAAGAGUCUGCUGAGAACCGGACGAUGGAUGGCCGAGAGGAGAAAGAGGGAGAAAGUGCUGAGCCGGAGGGAACUGGUGAGGAGGAGGAGGCACUUAAGAGCUGCGAGGUGGAGGAAGGUGGAGAAGUGUUACUGGAGGCAGAGUCCUAGAACACUACUGACAGUGAACAAGAGACUGAAAAGACCAAAAAGCUUGUUGUUGGUUGUGUUACUACAAUGAGAAAGUCCAGUGUUGGACUGACUGCUCUCCGAUUAAAGAGGAACAUCUGGUCGACUCAGAUACUGACAAUGUGAUGUUACAGUUAGCUGUAUGUUUGAAAGUGUGUAUUGUGCUGUUUUUUUUAAGUGACUGCCUUGUUUUUUGAGCACAUAAAGUAGAACAUUUUAAAAAAGACUUCUGAACUUGUAUUAUUUGCUGCAGCAAUAAAAUGUUUGUGUUGAAGGAU
Molecule: messenger RNA, 2105 nt
Organism: Scophthalmus maximus (turbot)
Lineage: Eukaryota; Metazoa; Chordata; Actinopteri; Pleuronectiformes; Scophthalmidae
Gene: smtnl1
Product: smoothelin-like 1
Exons: 5
Coding region: 451-1809 (452 amino acids)
Biological process (GO): actin cytoskeleton organization
Cellular component (GO): filamentous actin; microtubule organizing center
Molecular function (GO): protein binding
Source: RefSeq, a predicted model, not a curated record